Molecule: messenger RNA, 3014 nt
Organism: Protopterus annectens (West African lungfish)
Lineage: Eukaryota; Metazoa; Chordata; Ceratodontiformes; Protopteridae
Gene: MORN1
Product: MORN repeat containing 1
Exons: 15
Coding region: 91-1644 (517 amino acids)
Source: RefSeq, a predicted model, not a curated record
ACUUUUAUUUUAAGAAAGCCCACCCCCUAACAACCGGUAAUCCAAUCAAAAAGGGAGAUCCGGGUUGCCAUAGACGCAACUGUGAGGAAGAUGGCAGCCACUAGGAAGAAUGAGAAUCGUUCCAAUUUUUACAUCGGAGAAGUGAAGCAACAACUUAGAGACGGAUUUGGACUGUAUGUAUAUCCAAACAGUUAUUUUCGCUAUGAAGGCGAUUGGAAGAAAGGCAAAAAACAUGGUCAUGGAAAAUUGCUAAUGAAAGAUGGAAGUUACUAUGAGGGUGAGUUCUCCAAUGGGGAGAUUGAAGGAAAUGGUUUUCGAUACUGGGCAGCAUCUGGGAACACAUACUCUGGACAGUUCAGCUGUGGAGAACAGCAUGGAUAUGGUGUAAUGCAAUAUGGAGAUGGUGGAAGAUAUGAAGGAGAGUUUUCAUAUGGAAUGAGAGAAGGGCAUGGGUUACUGGUGGACAAGGAAGGAAACACAUACAGAGGAUCCUUUUAUCAAAACAAAAAACAUGGAGAUGGAGAAAUGACCUUCAGAAAUGCUGAUCACUUUGAAGGGAGCUGGGUUCUGAAUCAUCGCCAGGGUCAUGGCUCGCUGCGUUCUGCUAAUGGAUCCAUCUAUGAGGGACAGUGGAGGAAUGACCUGUUCAAUGGUCAGGGCACAAUGAUUCAUUGCUCUGGUGUCAUCUAUGAAGGUCUGUGGAUCAGUGGAAAGCCUGCCAAUAUUGCCAGUAAGAUUGUAAUCUUGGAAGGAGAAGUUUUGGAGAUUGUGCAAGGAACACCAUUUACUGUCAGUGUGCAGUUGCAGAAUGAGGAAGAUGAAGUCAUGCAGAGUGAGAAUGGUCGAUUAUUAAAAAUUUGGGCUGGUGUUAGGUAUACUCAUCUUUCUCCCAGCUCCAACUCAUCUUUUCUGGAGCUCAUUGAAGACAUUGAAGAACAGCCUGUUCCAACACCAUUUGGCUAUGAGUGCAUUAGCUAUCCUUUGAUAGAGGCAUCAACUGGAAGUACUGAAUUAGUAAUUAAUGUCCCAGCAGGUGGUAAAUCCAAAAGUGAACUGAAGGAUUCUGUUGUCUUCAAGGAAGACAUGGACUCAGAGAAUGGAGUAGGCUCUGUAGGUGGCUCUGGAGAUGCUACAAAUGAUUUGACUGGAAAACAACAUGCGUUCCUCCAGCCAGAUGAAAGCAGUGCUGCAAGAUUGGUGGAGUCCUUCCCAGGUGAUGCAUGGUCCUCAGGUCUUGAGGACAAGAAUGUCUUGCCUCCAGCUAAUCAGAGAGUGGAAUCAGGCAGUGCAACUUUUAAAGACAUACAGCUUGCAAUUCCUCCUGCAAACUACCGUCCUUUUAUGCAUUCAGAUGACAUGGAAAAGAAGGGAGGCAAGAAGCCAAGUGGCAGGAUGUCUGCUGAGAAAAUUCUAGUCUCACAAGAGAAGAUUGGAGACAGCAGACCUGAUUUGAGCAGCAGAGCUGGCUUGAAAUCAAAGAAGGAUCCUGCAGAAAGCAUGAUGGUGAAACCUGGUGAAUAUGUGAUUAUGGUCCAAGAAGUGACCAUGCCCCCAUUCCUGGACCAGAUCCUUCCACCUGCAUUUCUGCGUCUUAAGGUUGUGCCUCAAAAAGGCAAAGUAAAGAGUUCAAAAAGGAGAUCCUAAAUCCAUCCAUGUGGUCUCAAGCCUGUACUUCUUUUGUUUUUAAUGGAAAGUGUGAACUAUUGCUCUUGAUAUAAAUGAAUACUGAUAAGCAGAGUUUAUUAAUGAUUUUGAUUGCAACUAAACACAUUCUAUAUCACCAUUAUAUGCAUUUGUAAAAACCUAAAUGUCUGUGUUCUAUCUCAGCUGUGUGAUGAAGUAUGCCAGGAUGUUUGCUAGCACACUGCUAAUUAGAAGCCAUAGAAAGAAGCACAUUAUAAAAGGGGUGGGUAUUGACUUACCUUGCCAUUUUUAAUGAAAAUAGGAAAUUAUCUUACUUUUUGGCAUUACAGUUUUACAUUCUUGCUUUUACUGAAAUUAUUCUAAUGCUCUGCCAUUCCUAUUCCCAUGGAUUUACUAAGGAGUUUCCUUUUUUCACAUGUUAUUGCUCUUUUCGUGACACUGAGGCUUUUUGUGGUGUCAGUACUGUCACUUGAUAGUAUUGAUUCUUCUGACCUGUACUAAUAUGAUGCAUACCGUAGAAUAUUCAGGCGAUGGGAAAAGGUAUGUUUUUUUUUUUUGGAUCAUUGGCUGGUCAUGGUAGUUUCAGGCCUCUGGAGGAGAGGUUGCGCCAAGUGCUGAUGGCAGACAAAACAGAGUUGGGAGUGCCUUGCUUGCUUUGUUUUGGAUCGAUGGGCUUGGUCAAGGUAAUUUGGGCCUUGGAAGGUGAGCUGAGAUGGGUGUAGAUGGUGGAGAAUCAGAGAUGGAUUGCCUUGCUUGCUUUAUUCAAAUUGUUGGCUUGGUCAUGGGAGUUCGGGCCUCGGGAGGAGCUUUGCGACUUGUGCGGGUGGAGAAAAUCGGAAUUUGGAUUGCUUCUUUGACUUUGCUUUGUUUUGUGAUUGUUAUGUUGGAUCCAGACUUUGAAUUUUGUUGGGUUGGGUGGACUUUUCUGAAGAUAAGCUGGUGGAGGUGUGGAUGGUAAAGCUGUGAGAUGAUCCUUGGUUGGACAUUGGCCGUCAGGCCUUCAUGUGGCAGUAGUUGCACUGAAUGGCAGAGGGGACCAGUCUGGGAUUUUAUUUUUGCUAGCGUUGGUGACAGGCUGGUGGAAGUGAGGAUGGUGAGGAUAGCUGUUGCUAGCAUUGGUGACAGGCUGGUGGAAGUGAGGAUGGUGAGGAUAGCUGUAGUCACUGUAUCGCAAUCGAGCAUGGUUGAAGAAACUUCUGUGCGUUUGAAUGUCUGGACUCUGUUAUUAUGUGUAUUUUGUCUUGUAUGUGUUUCUGUGUAUAAGCUCAUUUAUAUUGUACUUGAGCUUGGAGAAUGGAAUUUCAUUCAGCUGUGCACUUUUUUUUGUUGUAUGGUCUGAAUGGCAAUAAAGUUUACUUUAAUUGCCUUGA